Penicillium argentinense is the source of this 2106-nucleotide messenger RNA. RefSeq names its product putative cell cycle control protein (Cwf19). Gene Ontology annotation, biological process: mRNA splicing, via spliceosome. The transcript has 2 exons. NCBI's taxonomy places the organism in Eukaryota, Fungi, Ascomycota, Eurotiomycetes, Eurotiales, Aspergillaceae. The record is from RefSeq and is a predicted model, not a curated record. Bases 1 to 2106 code for a protein of 701 amino acids. Gene Ontology annotation, cellular component: post-mRNA release spliceosomal complex.
AUGACGCUGGAAGACUUUGAGAAAUCCCUGGCGCAAGACCAGGACCGACGCAGGGAGAGGAGCGACAGAGAACGACGUCACCGCGACCGCGAUCGCAGCAGAGAACGCUCAAAGCACCACCGCUCUAGCCACCAUCAUCGACGACAUGCGUCCAGGUCCCGCGACCGCGAAAGCGGACGGAGUCCCGAGUCGCGACGCCGAGAUGGCGAUGGCCACCGGCACAAGCGCUCGCGUUACUCGCCUGACCACGGGGACGACCGCGAUCGCGACCAUAAGCGUCGACACAAGAACUCUGACAGGGAUGAUGAAAGGCCCUCCGCGUCCACAUCGGCUACACAAGAUGAACCCAGCCAACUAAAGCGAGACUCCUGGAUGGAAGCACCCUCAGCCCUCGAUAUCGAUUACGUUCAUCGACCGAAUCCUAAACGCUUAGAAGAAUCCGCAAAACCCAAGAUGCUUUCUGCCGACUACGAGCUCAAGAUACAUGACAAGGAGCUGAACGACCAUCUCCGUGAUCUCAAGGAAGGAAAAGCACUGGAAGACAUUAAUGAGGAGCCGGCACAGCAUGAGGUAGAUUACACUUUUGGGGAUUCGGGGUCCCAGUGGCGCAUGACCAAACUUAAGGGCGUCUACAGGGAGGCUGAGUCCAGCGGCAGAGCUGUUGAAGAUAUUGCCGUGGAGCGAUUUGGAGACUUGCGAUUCUUUGACGAUGCUCGCGAAGAGGAGACCGAACUAGACCGGCGCAAGAUGUAUGGCGAGUCCUAUGUGGGCAAAGACAAACCAAGCGGAGAGUUGUUCCAGGAGCGAAAACUUCAGAACAAAGCUCACCGGGGCUCGCAUGAGCAUGCUCGUGACCCGGCAGAGGAGCUUAAGGCAGAUGGUCAGGGCAAGACGAUGCAGACAGAGCCUCCGUCAAACACCACUCAACCGCUAGAUCUCACUGCAUUGAAUCGUUUGAAAGCUCAAAUGAUGAAAGCCAAGCUCAGGAAGGCGCCGGAUGCGGCUGAGCUGGAGGAACAAUACAAUGCUGCGGCAGCUGCCAUGGCCAACCGUAAGGAGUCGGACGUUGUGGUCCUCGGUGUUAAGGAUAAUCGGAUGCUCGCCGGUGCUAGAAACGAAGUCAAGGCGGUUGACACCAAGCGUGGUCGAGAAAGAGGCCAAGUCGAAGCAAACGAAGAUAUGACUAUUGAAGAUAUGGUCCGGGAGGAACGCAAGACCCGAGGUCAAGCUGGGGGAGAAGGCUCGCGUUUGGCAGAUCGUAUUUCGCGCGACUCCAAGUUUGUGAAUGAUCUGGAGUAUAUGGACGACAAUGCUUCAAAAUUGGCAAAGAGAGUGCACAAAUCUGAAAUUGACCUGAAAAAUACGACAAUCAACGAAUUCCGAAAAAUGAACCGGAUCCUGGAUAACUGUGCCCUCUGCCACCGCGAGGAUACCAACACACCGCCCAUUGCGCCUGUCGUUUCCCUCGCGACUAGAGUCUACCUCACACUUCCUACUGAACCUGAAGUCAGUGAAGGAGGAGCCACCAUUGUCCCCAUUCAGCACCGGACGAACCUCGUGGAAUGUGAUGACGAUGAGUGGGAAGAAAUUCGAAACUUUAUGAAGAGUCUGACACGCAUGUAUCAUGACCAAGGUCGAGAUGUGAUCUUCUACGAGAAUGCCGCUCAUCCCCAACGAAAGCGACAUGCUUCCAUGGAGGCGGUUCCCUUGCCAUACAGUCUCGGUGAAACCUCGCCCGCAUUCUUCAAGGAGGCUUUCCUUAGUACCGAGUCUGAGUGGUCUCAACACCGCAAGCUCAUCGACACUCUGGCGAAGUCUAAGCAAGGCCUGGGCCGAUCCGCAUUCCGCCGAACCCUGGUGAAAGAAAUGCCCUACUUCCAUGUGUGGUUUGAGCUUGAUGGUGGUUUGGGUCAUAUUGUGGAAGAUGAGAACCUUUGGCCUCGCGGGGAUCUGUUUGCUCGAGAAAUCAUCGGAGGCAUGCUGGACGUUGCCCCCGACGUGAUCAAGCGACAGGGUCGCUGGCAGCGAGGCAGUGACCGACGAAUGGAUGGAUUCAAAAAACGGUGGAGGAAGUUUGACUGGACUCGUAUUCUCGUAGAGGGAUGA